UGUGAUCUCUCUUGUCUUGAUUACAGGCCACAAAAACGAAGGUCGACACGUGGAUCAACAAAAUGACACAAGAUAACUCUUCUCAGUUAGGAUGCCGUAGGACCACCAACAACAUGAAAAUUUUUGCUGGAGAGAUAAGGAAAAUGUGACAACUCUUGUUUUCUUUACCCCUGCUAAAAUGAAGAAGCAGAAUUGAUAGCAACAAAGAGCUACACAUUCACUAUAAUGCUACUUUAUGGCCAUGGUGCUGCCUUUUGUGUCAGAACUUCAUUGUACUGUGUCAACAGCAAUAGCAGCAACAACAUUGCCAGCAAAAGUAAAAGCUACCUCACCAGAUACAGCCGCAGAUGCCACCUUGCAUCUAGCUUCCUUGCGGCUGGUGCUCUUAUAGUCUCUGCAGCUGGGGCUGCAGAGGUACCCCAAGAUUCAGAAACUCUGUUCAACAUACCCCAAACGCUUUCAGGAGAGUGUGCAUCCUCCAAAGACUGCAAGAAGCCUAGAAUCCAGCGACCAAAGUCUAGGAAGGCUGAGUCAUGCACUACCAAAUGUCUCACCACUUGCAUUAGAGGUGGUGAAGGCUCUCCUGGAGAAGGUCCUCUUAAUAUCAGAAGACCUUUAGUGGUUUUCAAGGAAGGAUUUCGAAGUCGCAAGUACUGCUUGGUGGAGUGUUCCGAUAUUUGUAAUUUGAUUGGAGAUGAGGAUUAUGGACCUUGAAUUGUAUAUGUUUUUGAUGCUGCAAUGUGACAGGAAGUUUCCUUCAUUCAUUCUUGAUUCCACUUUAUUCAUUCUUGACUCAAUCUUUUGACCAUAUGCUUUUGCAUCACCAUAUUGUUUGACCACGAUUAUCUUAUCCAAGAUAUGUUUGUGAACUCCCAGAUGCAUGAUUGAAGAGCUAGAGAAAACUUUGUAUAAAUGCUUUAACUCUACAGCGUGACAGCCGCUGCUGGCCUUUGCAAAUUGCCAUAGAACCUUGUGAUUCUCCUGUAAAUAUGCGCAUUACUUGCCUUGACAUGAUAUCUUCAUAAAGAAAGGUUAUAAGGCUUGCUGUGUCAAGAUGACCAAGUGUCUCCCGAGUAUGCAUCAGUAACCACAACCAACACAAAUAUGGCAUUUCCUC
This is a messenger RNA of Theobroma umbraticum, 1117 nucleotides long. RefSeq lists its product as uncharacterized. Lineage: Eukaryota; Viridiplantae; Streptophyta; Magnoliopsida; Malvales; Malvaceae. The record is from RefSeq and is a predicted model, not a curated record.